Messenger RNA from Penicillium olsonii, 1533 nucleotides. The record is from the annotation of a GenBank genome assembly. NCBI's taxonomy places the organism in Eukaryota, Fungi, Ascomycota, Eurotiomycetes, Eurotiales, Aspergillaceae.
AUGUCGGUCAAGCGAGUGUUGGUAAUUGCUGGAUCUGAUAGCUCAGGUGGCGCGGGCCUCGAGGCUGAUCAGAGGGUUCUCGCAGCCCAUGGCUGCUAUGCUCUCACGGCCACAACGGGACUGACGGCUCAAAACACCCUGGGCGUUCAGGACAUCUUUGUUGUACCAUCAGAGUUCGUGCGGAAGCAAAUCAACGCUGGUCUUGAGGAUGUUGGUGCAGAUGUGGUAAAACUGGGCAUGCUCUCGUCUGCCGAGACCAUUGAUGUCAUCGCAGAGACAUUGCAGACUCACAAGGUCCCGGUUGUUGUACUUGACCCGGUUAUGGUCUCCACCAGUGGAUCUCAAUUGCUACCAGAAAAGGCAGUUAAGGAAGUACGGACAAAGCUACUUCCCCUCACAGCAAUAUUGACACCAAACAUCCCCGAGGCUCAACUUUUGCUGAAGGAUGCCGGGGCAGAAGCCCCCGAGCCAACGAACCUUGACGAAAUGAUCGAACUUGCCAAGAAAAUCUGCUCUUUGGGCCCUCGAGCGGUAUUGCUCAAGGGUGGACACCUUCCUCUGUCGAAAGACCACAAAAUUUGCCAAAACACAAAGGAUGCAACUACCGUUGUGGACAUCCUCUUUGAUGGAGAGAACACUACCUUGUUCGAGACCGAGUUCUUGGUAUCCAAAAACACACAUGGCACAGGCUGCUCACUUGCUUCUGCAAUUGCCGCAAACCUGGCCUCCGGACAGGACAUGAUCAGAUCCGUUCGCAGUGCCGUGCGGUUUGUCGAGAUAGGCAUCAAGACAAGCACCGAUCUGGGCAAGGGGAGUGGACCAAUCAAUCAUUUCCACUCUACCUACACCAUGCCCUUUGCGCCUGGCCGAUUCAUCGAGUACACGUUGGACCGUCCAGAUGUGCAACGAGCGUGGCAGGACUUCACCCACCAUGACUUUGUCAAGGGGAUGGGCCGGGGUAACUUGCCUCUUGAGCGCUUCAAGGCGUACCUAGUGCAAGAUUAUCUCUACCUGGUCCAAUUUGCUCGAAGCAAUGCGUUGGCAUCAUACAAAGCCAAGACUAUGGAUUCGAUCGCGGCGUCCGCCCAGAUUGUGCUUCACAUCCAGCGGGAAAUGGCAUUGCAUAUUGACUACUGUGCUUCCUUUGGACUUUCUAAACAGGAGAUGGAAGACACUCCUGAGACUAUCGCUUGUACGGCAUACAGUCGAUACAUCCUGGACAUCGGUCAAUCUGAAGAUUGGCUAGCGCUUCAAAUGGCGCUCGCUCCAUGCUUGAUUGGAUACGGUGCCAUUGCCAAACGAUUGCAUGCAGAUGACGGGACCUUACGCCAGGGCAAUCAGUAUUGGAAAUGGAUUGAGAACUAUGUUGCAGAUGAUUAUACAGAGGCUGUGCAGUUGGGCUCAGCAUUGUUGGAGAAACAUAUGCAGUUAGUGUCUCCUAGCCGCAUGGAGGAACUGAUCAAGAUCUUUAUCCGUGCUACAGAGUUGGAGAUUCGAUUCUGGGAUAUGGGACUGGAAGGGAGCGGUAGAUAA